CUUAUUCCUAAACCCUAAUCAUGGCAUCCUUCAAGUCUCCUAUCAACUCCUUCAGCUGCUUCCAAGCUGCUACAACCCUUGUGUUGUUGAUUGCCCUGAGCCUCUCAGUGCACACUCAGAAGGCUGAUGCUCAGAGCAGCAGUUGCUCGGCCGCGCUGAGCAGCCUAAAUGUGUGCGCACCUUUUGUGGUGCCUGGCUCCACCAACACCAAUCCGAACUCUGACUGCUGUGGCGCGCUCCAAGCCGUCCAUCCUGAAUGCCUUUGCAACGCUGCCAGGGUCGCCGCUCGCCUCCCCGCCCAGUGCAAUCUCUCCCCCAUCACUUGUGGUUAGUCAACUAAAAACACCAACUGAUGUGCUACGACAAUGCCGUCAAGGGAAUAAUGUUGAAGUUUCACCAUUUUGCUUAUGUUGUUUUUUCCUUUUUUUUCUUCCCUCGAAUGUAUGCUCUGAUCUGCGAUGAUGAUCUGGGGAUCAGAGAGAGAACUUAAUGUUGUUGAAUAAAAUGGGAAAGAUGUUUCAACUUUGUGGAACGAUAUGUUCUUAAUAAAUGGCACCAAUAUAUGAUCGAGAA
This is a messenger RNA of Malus domestica (apple), 573 nucleotides long. RefSeq names its product protein MEN-8. NCBI's taxonomy places the organism in Eukaryota, Viridiplantae, Streptophyta, Magnoliopsida, Rosales, Rosaceae. The record is from RefSeq and is a predicted model, not a curated record.